Molecule: messenger RNA, 636 nt
Organism: Esox lucius (northern pike)
Lineage: Eukaryota; Metazoa; Chordata; Actinopteri; Esociformes; Esocidae
Product: proline-rich 33 kDa extensin-related protein-like
Exons: 2
Coding region: 1-636 (211 amino acids)
Source: RefSeq, a predicted model, not a curated record
AUGGACUUUGAGUCACAUUCGGGCAGCAGCACAAGCCACCAGCUUUACCCUCCACCCUGCCAUCAUCCACCCUGCCAUCGUCCACCCUGCCAUCAUCCACCCUCCACCCUGCCAUCAUCCACCAUCCACCCUGUCACCCUCCACCCUGCCAUCAUCCACCCUGCCAUCAUCCACCCUGCCAUCAUCCACCCUGCCACCCUCCACCCUGCCAUCAUCCACCCUCCACCCUGUCACCAUCCACCCAGCCAUCAUCCACCCUCCACCCUGCCACCCUCCACCCUGCCAUCAUCCACGCUGCCACACUCCCCCCUGCCACCCUCCACCCUGCUACCCUCCACCCUGCCAUCAUCCACCCUCCACCCUGUCACCAUCCACCCAGCCAUCAUCCACCCUGCCACCCUCCACCCUGCCAUCAUCCACGCUGCCACACUCCCCCCUGCCACCCUCCACCCUGCCAUCAUCCACCCUGCCACCCUCCUCCCUGCCACCCUCCACCCUGCCAUCAUCCACCCUCCACCCUGUCACCAUCCACCCAGCCAUCAUCCACCCAGCCACCCUCCACCCUGCCAUCAUCCACGCUGCCACACUCCCCCCUGCCACCCCGACCAUGUCCAGAUGGUGGAGGCGGGAACCUGA